UAUUGUAAGUGUUAUGUAAAUUAUCACGAUCCUGUUUUAAAACAGUCGAUUGCCAGUUUAAUUAAUUUUUACCUGACUGACAAGUACACCUGUAUUCGCACGGAUGGAAGACUAAAAACCCAAUAAAUUUAACUCCACAUUUUAAGUCCUUUGUAGAAGAAAUCGCCUCUAUAUUCUAAAACACUCACCAUUAUCUGAAGGUUCGUUUUAAGUAGCCUUUUGUGUCACUCCUAAAUUUAUCCUGGCGUGCAAAAAUUGUCACGUUUUGGACAGAUACUAAUUGCAAACACUUUGGAAAUCAGCUGCUCUAAAAAAAAUAAAUUUUAUUCUGUUCACUUUGUGAAAUUUGGUUAUAAGAUGUCUCGGUGUGCCCCCCUGCGGUCAAGUAAAAGAAGCUCUCCUUUCUUGCUCUGGUUCGACGAAGCUAAGGAUUCGACAGGGGAGAAAUGAACCACUCCGGACCAUUUGAAAGCGAUAACAAUUCAAAUACAGAAGAUCUCGCUAACAAUGGGGCUAUGGUCAUCAUCAACUGUUUUCUCAAUGUUUCGUUGAUUCUCACAGCCAUUCUGGGCAACGCUUUGGUAUUGACCGCCAUUUUAACUACUCCUUCAUUUCGCUCACCCUCCAUGAUUAUGCUCUGCAAUCUCGCUGUUGCAGACUUUCUCGUGGGACUCAUUACUCAACCGUUUUAUAUUAUAAAGGAACUCACUGAAAACCGUCUUUUGGACAUUCUAUGGGAUACGUUAGCCUAUUCCUUUUGCGGAGUCUCACUGCUGAUCAUUACGGCUAUAAGUGUGGACCGUUUCAUGGCUCUUCACUAUCACCUGCGAUAUUCUAGUUUGGUGACUAUAUCUCGUGUUAAAUUUGUGAUAGCUCUGGUAUGGUGCAUCAACUUUCUUUCAUCGGCUGUUUACUUUUCGAACCACUUUAUCUAUCACUUUGCAAUAGCAGUCAUUACGGGAAUUUGUCUUAUAGUUUCCACCUUUUCUUACAUGGGAAUUUAUCGCAUUGUUCGUCGGCAUCGGUUACAGAUUCACACUCAGCAGGAAGCGAUGCAAUGUUCCACUUCUGAAGACGACCUACAUUAUGUGCGAAUGAAGCAAAGUGCGCUUAACACUUUCAUAUUUUACAUAAUUUUAGUCAUGUGCUAUCUUCCAAUGUACAUUCUGUUGACUCUUCAUGGACUCUCACAGAAACCCUGGCCAACUGAGUGGAACUUUGCCACAACUUUGGUGUUUACGAAUUCUUCUAUCAACCCAUUCUUGUUCUGCUGGCGUUUAAGGGAGCUUCGAGGGGCAGCUGUGAAGACAGCGAAAAAGAUUUUCUGCAUACAAAGCGAAUCAGAAUAGUCAGAGCUACUAAUUUUGGUUUUCAUGUGUUUUUGAAUUGCGGCUAAGUUAGAUGUCAUCAAAAAAACGGGGCAUAUUUUAAUUUGUUUUUUAUGUCGUGUCAUUUUGUUCCUGUUAAUUUUCUCGAAGUAGAUGCAAAAUGGUAGUUUGAUUGCAAAUGUUCACGCAAUGUCAGUCAAACUCGAAAGUUCCAAUUUAGUGUAAUGCUGGCUGUCAUUAUAAAUCAUAAAAAGACUUGUUUUUAAUCAAUUUUAUGAAGGCUAAAAGAACUAUAAAAUUUUAUGAGUCGCUCACAUUGAAUUCGGCAUCGAUUACAAUUAUCGUCAAAAAUAUAUAUAUAUAUUCAAAAACGCAUGGGAAAUCAUCGUUGUUAUAUACACAACUUAACCAGAUGUGAAAAUAAAACCUGGAAAGAAAAUACAUGCUAGAUCUUUAUUUUCACAAUUGCUUAAGUUGUGCUUACAACUGUCAUAAUUUCCACGCCUUUAAAAUCUUUCUCGCAUUUCAAAAUAUGAUCUCUCAUAUAUUGAAGUGCCGCGAUAUAACAUAGGGUCUUUUGACUGGAAUACAUAAUGUGAUAGGUGACUUUAAUUAUUUUUUAUAUACAUAUAUUUUGAAUGGGAACCAUAGAAAACGGGCAUAACCAGAGUUAUAGGCAAUAAAAGUAUCUUUGUAAGUUCAUAAUACGCGUUGGAUGUGUUAGUUGGGAGUCACCAUGUAUUAGGUUAAAAAUAGAUUUCCUUUCUACCAGAUAUUCUGAAGACAGUAUGAUAAACGACGCAAUAGAAACCCGAAUCAGUCGUUAGAUAUGAUUAUCAUUCUUAUCGCAUACGGGGCAAAAUUGCCGAAUGCUGAUUGGCUGAGAGAGAGGGCAUUUUUUUUCUUAAUCACGAGGGCUUGAUGCAGAUUGGCUGAGCACGCCUGCAUUAAGUUGAUUUCCCGCUUCAAACGGAUUUUGAAAAGGAAUUUUAGAAACCCAUCCCUUCUGAGUUUGCUAAAAGUGGUUAUUUCAUCUUAACGUGAAAGAAAAUCGAAAUGCAGCAAAGCGCAGUCUUUUGGUGGAAAAGCAAAAGGAUUUUUCAAUUCAAAAAUGUAUUGAUUCGCAGCCUGAAAAAAGUUUGAGUGGGGAAGGCUGGUGUCGCACGAAGCACAGAGUUACAGAACUUCACGGCUGCAAAACUGAAAGUUAAUUUCUUUGUUUUGUUUCGGGUCGCCUUAUUAGUAUCACAGGUCACCUUAUCGGUGUAAAGAAACAGCGUAAAUUUUGUUGGUAAGUUGAGUUUUCGUGGUAAAAAGGAGAGUUUUGGAUUCAAGAAGUUA
Orbicella faveolata is the source of this 2669-nucleotide messenger RNA. Its product is annotated as melanocortin receptor 4-like. The record is from RefSeq and is a predicted model, not a curated record. Gene Ontology annotation, cellular component: membrane. Lineage: Eukaryota; Metazoa; Cnidaria; Anthozoa; Scleractinia; Merulinidae. Gene Ontology annotation, molecular function: G protein-coupled receptor activity. Gene Ontology annotation, biological process: G protein-coupled receptor signaling pathway.